This is a messenger RNA of Tripterygium wilfordii, 1098 nucleotides long. RefSeq lists its product as uncharacterized. The record is from RefSeq and is a predicted model, not a curated record. Lineage: Eukaryota; Viridiplantae; Streptophyta; Magnoliopsida; Celastrales; Celastraceae. The transcript is spliced from 2 exons. The coding region runs from base 17 to 556 and encodes 179 amino acids.
UCGAUAUAGGGAAGCAAUGGAAAUUGCCUUGAUUGAGUACUCCCCAGGAGAGAAGCUUUCAGGAGAGAGUUCAAAGAAAGACCCAAAUCAGGUUGAGCAAAUAUGUAGAGGAGAUUGCAGUACAGAGAAGUUAUGCAGAGGCUCUAGUAAGGGUAAACAAGUUUUGCAGGCUAAUGAAGUUGAAAAACUAAGCAAGCGACUGACGAUCCUUGAAGAAGAAAACAAACAUAUGAACCAAGUGCUCUUGAACACCUUGGAAGAAAGAAGAAUACUGUUGAAUGAAAUAUACCAGCAGUUUCAAGAAAUGCACCAUUGCUUCCACUACACAAACAGAUCUUGUGAUGGAUCUUUGGUUGCCGUCCCUUGUGAGGACAGAACACUUUGGAGAGGCCUGUCACAAGUUUUAUGCCAAGAAUCAAGUCCAUAUGUUGUCACCGGGCACAGUAGCAAGAACUGCAUAUCAGGUUCUGCGAUGACUUUCUCGAUAUGCCAUGAAAGCUUUGUUGGUUUUGCUCAAGUAGACAGGCCUAUUUAUUGGAUUUGUAAAGACGGUUGAUAAAAUGGCUAUCUAAUAUUGUUCAACUAGACCCAUCAUUAAACCUCUAGAAUUUGACUCUUCUUUCAUGACAGAAAUCUUGUUCUUGUAUCUACAUACUGCCUUUUCAGCCUCAAAUUGCACAUCUAUAUUUCAUAACCUGUUCAUAAGUGCCCCCUCCAUUGAGUAGAAAAAGAAAACUAACUAAAAAAAGGCUAGAGGAAAGAAAGGACAUUGUUUAUUGAAUCCUUAUAUAUAGUGACAACAAAUAUUUCUGGUUAGUUGAUUGGUUUUAUCAUAUUCUGCUAUCUCAUCCUACUCAAGGAACCACAAAAGCUUCAAGAAAUCUUAACUCUAUUAGAGAAAACAGUAUUCAGACAGCAUCUUAUGAAACAGGGAGAAGAACAAUCUAUUGCGGCUGUUAAAUAAAAGUGUGAAACAAAUCUGAGGGAGAGUAACUAACUAAUAAUAACCUAGUAAUCACAUUGUAUACAUUUCCCUGACAUAGUUCCAAGUCCACCAGCUCAUGAUUCAAAAUUACCAUGAUAUUGCAUGAUUCCUGG